AUGCGGCGCGGUUACAUCAUCUUCAUCGUCGUCAAUGUCCUUAUCCUGACCUAUCUAGUACGAAGUGUAUCAACUUUGUUGCAAUUACUAGUCGAGGAUGCAUCAGCAGAUGCGAUUCACCGGUCAGAGCUACCGUCGCCCAAUUCGAGUUUAAUCGAACAUCGUCCCCAGAUCAUUCCCAAGAUAAUCCACCAAACCUACUUGAAUGAGACAAUCCCUGAGAUUUGGCGCGAGGCUCAACAGACUUGCAUUGACUUGCAUCCCGACUAUGAAUACAUUCUCUGGACUGAUGAAAAGUCGCGUAAAUUCAUCGCUGCUGAAUAUCCUUGGUUCUUGGACACCUUUGAUGGCUACAAAUUCCCUAUCCAGAGGGCUGAUUCUAUUCGCUACUUUGUUCUGGCCCACUACGGUGGUACCUACAUUGACUUGGAUGAUGGCUGCAAUCGUCGUCUAGACCCCCUUCUCGCCUACCCCGCAUGGGUUCGUCGCACUGUUCCUACCGGUAUCUCCAAUGAUGCCAUGGGCUCUGUGCCACAACACCCAUUCUUCCUUCGAACUAUUGAGACCUUGCAACAAUACGACCGCAGCUGGCUGCUCCCUUACAUCACUGUCAUGUACACAACCGGUCCCUUGUUCUUGUCCGUCGUAUGGAAGCAGUACAUGCAGACCAAUCCCGCCGAGUCUGCCCGUGUACGCAUCUUGAUGAAGGAUGAGUACAACCAACACUCCUGGAGUUUCUUCACCCACCACGUGGGUAACAGCUGGCACGGAAAGGACGCGCGUCUGAUAUUCUGGAUGGGUCAGCAUUGGUUGUUCCUAACCGUCAGUGGAUUUUUACUCGCCGGUGUCUUUGGCGUGUGUCUUUGGUGGACAUAUGGCCGUGUCAUGCUGCUAGGAUCCAAGUACCGCUACCGUUAUUCCAAGGUCCCCAUCAUCACAACCACCCGUGUCGCUUCACCCAGUCGGCGUUCUCGGGGCUUGAUGCCCACUCUCCUCCGUCGGGUGAGCUUCAAAGAAGACGAAGAAUCAACCGGUGUAGUUGAGACUUCGUACGAACUAUGUCGGCGCGACGACUAG
Messenger RNA from Penicillium taxi, 1077 nucleotides. RefSeq names its product glycosyltransferase family 32 protein. The record is from RefSeq and is a predicted model, not a curated record. The transcript has 4 exons. Gene Ontology annotation, molecular function: mannosyltransferase activity. Lineage: Eukaryota; Fungi; Ascomycota; Eurotiomycetes; Eurotiales; Aspergillaceae. Gene Ontology annotation, biological process: mannosyl-inositol phosphorylceramide biosynthetic process. The coding region runs from base 1 to 1077 and encodes 358 amino acids.